AUGCGUCCUCAAGUCCACAACGUCGUUGCGGGCGUAAAUCUCAACUGCCGUCUCGACCUCAAGCACAUUGCGCUGAGCGUCCGAAACGCCAGCUACAGACCCAAACGAUUUCCCGCCGUGGUCGUCCGACAGCGCGAGCCAAGGUCCACAGCGCUAAUCUUUCGCAGCGGCAAGAUGCAAAUCGUGGGGACCAAGUCCGUGGACGACGCACGACUAGCCGGCCGGAAAUUCGCGCGCAUGUUGCAGAAACUCGGAUAUCAGCCGCGGUUCGAGGACUUUACCGUGCAGAAUAUGGUGGCGAACGUCGACACGAGGAUGACGAUCCAUUUGGAGGGCUUGAUGCUCACUCCUGGAACACACAACUAUGAGCCCGAGCUGUUUCCGGGUGCGGCGUUUCGGAUGGUGGAUCCGCUGGUGACGUUUCUGGUGUUUCACUCGGGGAAGGUGGUGCUGUUGAAAGCGAAGAAUGAGGAGGAUAUGCAUGAGGCGUGGGAUAAGUUUUAUCCUCUGUUGAUGCAGUUCAGGAAAGAGUGA
Messenger RNA from Zymoseptoria tritici IPO323, 534 nucleotides. RefSeq lists its product as uncharacterized. Gene Ontology annotation, molecular function: DNA binding; RNA polymerase II general transcription initiation factor activity. Gene Ontology annotation, biological process: DNA-templated transcription initiation. Bases 1 to 534 code for a protein of 177 amino acids. The transcript has a single exon. NCBI's taxonomy places the organism in Eukaryota, Fungi, Ascomycota, Dothideomycetes, Mycosphaerellales, Mycosphaerellaceae. The record is from RefSeq and is a predicted model, not a curated record.